This is a messenger RNA of Cebus imitator (Panamanian white-faced capuchin), 1749 nucleotides long. RefSeq names its product USH1 protein network component harmonin binding protein 1 (gene USHBP1). The coding region runs from base 742 to 1557 and encodes 271 amino acids. Lineage: Eukaryota; Metazoa; Chordata; Mammalia; Primates; Cebidae. The transcript has 9 exons. The record is from RefSeq and is a predicted model, not a curated record.
CAUCUCGAAGAAAAAAUAAAAUAAAAUAAAGACCAGAAGGAAGUGAGGGAGGGGCUAUGCCAGGAUCUGGGGGACCUGCGUUACAGACCCAGUGCAGAAAAAGAAAAAAAAGAAUUUCAGCAGAUCCAGAGGGCUGGUCUGUUCAAGGAACCUGAGGGAGGCCAGUGUGGCUGGAACACAGGGGAAACAGGGAGAGUGUGGGGAGCCAGAACAGAAAGAGGACAAGUGCAGAUCGCACAAGUCCUCCUGGGCUGCAAGGAGAGAGUUGGGCUUUGCUCUGAGUCAGGUGAGAGCCAUGGAGGGUUCUGAGCAGAGGAGGGGCGUGCUCGGCCCAGGUGUUCACAGGCGCCCUCUGGUGGCGGAGUGAGGAACAGUCUUCGGAGGUGAGGGUGGACUCCGGGAGACCCAGGAUGUGACUUCACUCAUCCAGACACGCGCGGCGGUGUAGGUUGUGGAAGUGGAGAGACGCAGACGAACGCUGGGUGAUGUUGAAGAUGGAACUGACAGGUUCAGGAGCUGCAGGAUUCCCUCUUGAGACUGGAACGUUUCCCACGUCUUUCCCACAGCCAAGCAGGUGGCUCAGGCAGUGGCUCUAGCAGCUCUGAGGCAGACAGGGAACCCUGGGAGACUCAGGACUCCUUCUCUCUUGCUCACCCCCUGCUUCAGCGCCUCCACAGCCAUUCUAGCACCCAGAUCCUUGGGCCUCUCCCCACUCAGCCCCUCAGUCCGGAGGUGCACAUCAUGGAAACCCACAUGGAGCAACUCCGGGGGAACAUUGAGAAGCUCAAAUGCUUUAACCGUCUGCUAUCAGCUGUGCUCCAGGGAUACAAGGGCCGUUGUGAGAGCCUCAGCAUGCAGCUAGGUCAGCGGGAGGCUGAGGCCACAGCGUUGCAACUGGCCUUGCAGUACAGUGAGCAUUGUGAGGAGGCAUACAGGGUCCUGCUUGCUCUGCGGGAGGCCGACUCAGGAGCAGGAGCCGAAGCCCCCAUGGGUGACCUGCAGGAAGCUGAAAAGGAAGCAUGGAGGCUGCUGGCACAAGAGGAGACCACCAGGGACGCAGGGGCACUGCAGAAUCCACAGCCAAGCCCUGAGGGCAGCAGUGUGGACAAGCCCACAGAGGAAGUGGCUUUCCAGCUCCGAAGCUAUGCGCAGCGUCUCCAGGAGCGUUGUGCUCUAGUGAAGAUUCUCUCGGAGCCUGGCCCCACCUUGGCACCCAUCCCCACUCUGCCCCGUGCAGAAGUCAUGGUGCAGGCCAUUCUGGGGACCCAGCAUGGCCCAGCUCUGCCCCGGCUGGAGAAGACACAAAUUCAGCAGGACCUGAUAGCCACAAGGGAGACCCUGGCGGACCUGAUGCUUCGGCUGCAGCUGGUGCGGCGUGAGAAGCGGGGCCUAGAGCUUCGGGAGGCCGCCCUCCGAGCCCUGGGCCCGGCUCACGCGCUGCUGCUGGAGCAGCUGCGGUGGGAAUGGGCAGAGCUCCGGGCUGGUGGGGCAAACAGUAGUGGCGGAGACAGCAGCGGAGGGCCUUCCUGCUGUCCCUGGUGGCACCAGUGGCGUUGACGGUGGCCAGGUGGGCAAAGCGUGGGACCCAGAGAAGUUAGCCCAGGAACUGGCGGUGUCACUUACCAGGGCAGCGGACCUGCGGGAGCAGCUGCAGUCUCUGCGUGGGGAGCUGGAACGCAUGGCUCAGAAGGGGCGAGCCAGACGGUCUCAGAGUGCCGAGCUGAACAGGGACUUAUGCAAAGCCCACAG